This is a messenger RNA of Rhizoctonia solani, 1599 nucleotides long. Its product is annotated as FAD-binding domain protein. The record is from RefSeq and is a predicted model, not a curated record. The transcript has 9 exons. Lineage: Eukaryota; Fungi; Basidiomycota; Agaricomycetes; Cantharellales; Ceratobasidiaceae. Gene Ontology annotation, molecular function: oxidoreductase activity; FAD binding. Bases 1 to 1599 code for a protein of 532 amino acids.
AUGUCCAGCUAUAUUCUACUGGGAGUAUGCUCCCUUGUCGUUGCAUCUGCCAGUAUCCUACCGCCCCGAAGCGCCGACAUUGAGUUUUGCCUCGCAGAUCAGCCGUGCUUUCCGCCUCCAGAUGUUCUGGCUCAGUUCAAUGCCAGUAUUUCUGGGCGGCUUCAUUCCGAGCGACCAAUUGGCGCCGUGUGCUACAAAGAUGGUCCAAGCUUUAACCAGGCAGCCUGCAUUGAAGUUGCAAAAAAUACGAAUAGUUCCAAUUGGAGGGUUGAGCACUUUCCAACAUAUCAAUAUAUCAACUCGGAGGGUCGUAUUCCCAACUACUCCGUUCACGCAGAAACAACUCAGGAUGUGGUUGAAUACGUCCGUUUCGCUACCAGAUACAACUUGCGCAUCGUCAUCAAGAACACAGGCCACGAUUUACUUGGCAGGAGCUCCGGGAGGGGCGGGUUUGCACUAUGGACGCACAAGCUGAAUGGGAUUCAGUUCAACCACACAUUCACACCUGAAGGAUGCUCAGCGAAUGUGGAUGGUGGUGUGAUAACAGUGGGCGCUGGCGUUCAGUGGGGCGAGGCGUACAAGUUUGCCAACUCGGUGAAUCGUACUAUCGUAGGAGGGGGUGCAUCUUCAGUAGGAUCAGCCGGUGGCUUCCCUCUUGGUGGCGGUUACUCACUGCUCUCCCCGUCGCUAGGACUAGGCCUCAAUAACAUGGUCCAAAUGGAGCUUGUGACUGCCGAUGGUCAGCUGCGAACUAUCAGCGAGUGCUCCAGCCCCGAUCUUUUCUGGGCAGUUCGUGGCGGAGCCGAAGUCUAUGUCGUAUCUUUCAAUGCUUUAACCGCUAACAUGUCCGAAUCCGUGGUCCGGGAAAUAGUCCUUCGAUGGGUCAAGCUUGCUCCCACACUGGGCGAUCUGGGUGUAGGUGGAGCGACAAUAUUCUCAGGCAAAAGCCUGAGUAUCAUUGCGCUAGCCCAGCCGGCUUUUGCGACUCUCUCCACGCUAAAGGAGACAAUGAUGCCGUUUACCUCUUGGCUAGCCAAGCAAGGGGUGCUUAGUACCGACCUCGAAUCUACCGUAGACGGUACUCCAAUCUAUGCAAGCUACAUGGAUUGGUACGAUUUCUUCACUCGGUCACUAGCAAGUGGCUCCGACUCUCCCGCUGGCGGUGCUGGCGGUAGCUUACCGUCGCGCCUUGUACCUAGGCGAUACUACGAGUCAAACCCGGAAGGUCUCGCGGAGAUAUUGGUUGGGGCUAGUAAAAAAGAUUUUAUUAUCAUUGGUAUGACAGGACCUUUACGCUUUGCAAGAGAUCAUCCCGCCGCUGCCAAUGCUACAAGUGUUACUCCUGCUUGGUAUCAAUCACCUUGGCACAUUGCCUCUGGCGUGACUGCCCCACUGCUACGCGAGUUUGCGAAGGAUGGGGGAGCGUACUUCGGAGAGUCCGACAUCAGUGAGCCGAACGCAGCCGAGGCCUACUGGGGCAGCAACUAUCCCGCUCUGCUUCGCGCCAAAGCCAAGUGGGACCCGAACAACGUGUUCCAAGUGUGGCACGGUGUUGGCUCGCCUACGCUUGCGGCCAAAGCGCAUUCAACGUGUGCUUAA